GAUGUCACUGAGGCACAGAUUGUCAUGAUUGUAGUGUAUAUCACCACCUCUGUGGUAGGCCAUGAUAUCUGGGCAUUUCAGGUUCCAUUAAUUGGCUAUGAACUAAAACACCUUAUGAUCAUAAGCAGUAUAGCAGUGACCACCUUGAGUAUGAGUGAAAGCUUUUCUAUAAUCCUUUUAGAAGGAGGUGCAGGAAAAAAUGGUUCCACAAUUGCUGGGACCAGUGUUUUAUCACCUGUAAUUCCUAUUGGCACAAUCCUCGUUAUGGCCUAUACUAUUUACAAGAAAUCAGCAACACAUAUAUUUGAAAAUCAUCCAUGUCUAUAUAUCAUAGCCUUUGGGUUAGCUGGCGCUAAGGUGACCAAUAAGCUAGUGGUUGCUCAUAUGACCAAAAGUGCAAUGUCAAUGCUGGAUUCCAGUAUGAUUGGCCCAGGAAUGCUAUUUCUCAACCAAUAUUUCAAUACUAUUUUAGAUGAAUAUCUUGUCCUAUGGCUCUGCUUAUUGUGGACCCUGGUCGAUCUUUGUCGUUACUCUGUGUUCGUCUGCGUACAAAUCUGUGACUACAUGGAUAUAUACUGUUUUAAAAUCACAUCCCUUGAAAAAGAGAAAAAUGGCAGAGGGACUCUCUCAUCCAGGCCAGUAACAAGAAGUCAAGGAAGAAAGAAGAAAGUUAACUAACUGCCUGUUGAAAAGAAGGAAUUGUUUACACAGAUCAGGUUUUCAUAGAUUGUUUGUGGAUGAGAAAAGUUUUUUUUUUAAUUUUUGAAAAAGUGCAGUACACAAGAUCAAAUUGAUAUUAUUACAAAGUGUUCAUUUCUCAUCUUUAACUUAGAGGCUGCUGAAUCAAGAAAUGGGUGUAAUUCACAGUUAGUAUUACUUGCUUACACUGGAAAAGAGUUCAGUAUUUCAAUGGAAAGCAUGGGUAAGAAUUUGAACUCAAUUUUGCUUGAUUGUUUUGUGGAAAGUAUUGGUAGGGGUGUGAAUGUUGUAUUUAUUGUCAGUGUUGUACUGCAAAAUAUAUUUUUUUCAAGUUCACAUUUUUCAGAACGUAAUUUGCUCUACAUAGGUUCCUUUCUUGUCUACAAAAAUUCAGGAAAAUCAUUUUAAAGGUAGUGCACAAAAGUAUAGUAAGAAUUACAUCUAGUUUUGCAUUACGCAUGUCAUCAGGGUAUUUUCUCCAAAGAAAAAAUUCUCAGGACCAAAAAGUCAUUGGUCCUCUUGGUUUUACUGCAUAGUUACCUCCAUUAUGUGUUCCUAGACUACAGUAUGUCUAUAAUAAAAAUGGAACACAGAAUACAGAUCAGCCUUCCAACAGUAUCAAAUUUGAAAAUGCCUGAAUAUAGUAAUUUUAUAUCAGUCUAAGAUUAGAAUAGGUUAAAGAUAAAUUGUAUAUCAUCAUAGCUGGCCAUAUGCUUAUUUUGUUUAAUGCCAUAUAUAGCAAUUGUAGGAAACUACAAUGGUUUUAUAGCCUUGUGCAUGCUUCACAUUGUUACUGUCUCUUUGUGUAUCUUCUCUGUUUUCCAAAUGCAAUGAUUUUAUGUUGCCAUAUGUUAAUUAGAAUCAUUUUUAUUUACCUACGAGAAGGAUUGUUAAGGGAACAAGAGUGCAUUUUGUAAAGAUACUGGUAGUACCUUUUGAUUUUCCAUGUGUGUGAUAUGGCUAUCAUAUAGUCACCAUACAAACAAUGCAGUCUGUGGUAGCUCAAGUACUGACAUAGGUUUUUCGCCUAUGGUUUUCAUUCCCAUCCUUGCAGAUAGCAAGAUGUAAAGGUGCGUAGAGUAGGCAGCAUUGUCAAGAUGAGUUACUGAAAGGAAUUUUCAAUGCACUUGAAAAGGAUAUAUUAUUUUUCAGAAGAAAAGUUGUAAACCUUAUUGCUGCACUACUGGAUGAGUUGGAACAUUCACUCUUCCAGUAUAUUAAUGUGUUCUGGUGGCUUAUAAAAAUAUGAGUUCACUUUAGACAUAAAAUUGUUUAUUGGGUUAUUUUCAGUGCUAAGUGUUUGCUUUAAAUUUAUUUUUAUGUGUAAAAUAUUCACGGAUGCUUUUCUGCUCAGCUUUUACUUGUUCACUGACACUACGUGUUCACAGUAGUUUCAAGAAAUUACAAAGUAUAAUUAGGUUAUGAAAUCUAAGUUUAAUCUGAUGACAUUUAGACAUGUAUAGCUGCUUUGCUAACAAAAAAAGCACAAGUUCACUUUAGCACAAGUCUUAUUUGCCUUUGUUCACUUGCAGUAUCAUGUUGUUGAAUAAGCUACAGAAUAAUCCAAAUUUAUAUAGAAAGAAGCCAGGUUUGAUCUCUUUUAGUAUCCCUCAUUUUUAGUGACAGAAGUCGGUUUAUAACCUGGUCAGACAGUGGCAUGCCUUGAAACUUUUUUGAAGGAAUUGUUGUGUACUGAAGAAGAACAUUUUUUCCACAUGAUCAUGUUUGUCACUUUUUGAUUUGUUGAAAGUCUAAGCUUAUUUCAAGAAAUUUUCAAGAAAUUCAAUGUUUGUUGUAUCCUUAUUAUUCUUUUCAGCACACAGAGCUAGGUGAACUGAUAAAUUACUAAGGGAGAUUGUAAUCGAGUCUGACAUAAACAAGUGUUUUUGUGACAACUGAAAUAGAGAAUGAGACUGCCUUUCUAGAUUUUCAAUAUUUUAGAAGAUUAAAAUUCAUAUCAAUAAAAUAUUACAUUAUUUUAUGUAAGAAGGCUGUGUUGAG
This is a messenger RNA of Lingula anatina, 2700 nucleotides long. RefSeq names its product choline/ethanolaminephosphotransferase 1. Gene Ontology annotation, biological process: phosphatidylethanolamine biosynthetic process. The record is from RefSeq and is a predicted model, not a curated record. NCBI's taxonomy places the organism in Eukaryota, Metazoa, Brachiopoda, Lingulata, Lingulida, Lingulidae. Gene Ontology annotation, molecular function: ethanolaminephosphotransferase activity; diacylglycerol cholinephosphotransferase activity. Gene Ontology annotation, cellular component: Golgi apparatus; endoplasmic reticulum membrane.